AUGAGCUUGCUCGACUCCUCAAGUCCCUCCGGAAAUGGAGCAAACGGAGUUGGAACGAGCGCAUUCCCGUCGAUAGAACCAAAGAUACUUGUUGAGUUUUUUGCUUCCGUUCUCGAAAUCACUUUAGGAGCAACCAGGAAUGACCUUCAACAUGCCGACAGUCUCCUUUCCGAAGCCAGAUACUCUGAUACGGCUCUACGAUGCACCAGAUUUGCAUCAGAGUCUCAAACAGCUGUGAUAUAUGUACAGAAAGAUUUAGUUCCACAGGAGCAAGUGGAUUCCCUAGAUGAAUCAGGCUCGAUUUUGUACAACUAUAGUUUGGCUUCCGAUAUAUCCUCCUCUCCUUCAACAACCGCAUCCGUUGCAUUUAUAAAAGGAUCGCAGCCUAUAGACCCUUCGAUACCCAUUUCUUCCCAAAUACAGCUUAUUAAUUUACCUGGCGCAGCAUCACCGAACGAUACCACGAAUGGCCAGGCGGGAGCUUCUGUUUUGCAUUCAUUUGUACAUCUAGCGCUGGCGCCAUAUUUUGAUGCAUAUACCAAAACACAUCAGGCGGGGAGCGGGGGUCGAGGUAGAUUGGAAAUUGAGGCCAAAACCGGAGUUUCUGCUACGAAAAAGAAGCUAGCAGAGCUGGCAUUGGCUUUGCAACAUCUUCAGGAGAAUAUCGAUAUCCCAGAUUUGACACUCCCACUUCACCCCAUGGUGCAGCAUGCACUUGACGAAGCAGCUGCUCGUAAAGGCAAGGCAACUGUAGAUGCCAUCCCAGAGAGACUGAUGCAAGACAGUGCUUUCCUUAACAGCCUGCAAUCUCUAGUAAAUGGGUGGAUCAAGUCUAUACAAGCUAUCACAAAGAUGUCGCGAGAUCCUACGAGCGGAACGGCAUCACAGGAAAUUCAGUUCUGGAUCCAUAUGGAGUCCACACUCGAGAAUAUCGGCGCACAAUUAUGCAGUGAUGGCGUAAUGCUUACCCUGGAGAUACUAAGACAUGCCAAACGUUUUCAGGCCACUCUCAGUUUCACAUCCGAUACUGGCCUGAAAGAGUCGACUGAUAAGGUACAAAAGUACAACCAACUCAUGCGGGAUUUCCCUCUUGAUGAGUUACUUUCGGCAACAUCGUUACAGAAGGUUGGGGAUGCUCUGGGUCUCAUUUUUGGGCACUUGAACAAAAAGCUACGCAUUUGUCCAUAUCCAGUUCGACGUGCCUUGCCACUAGUGGAAUCAAUUUCUGCAGAUCUUGACACUCGCCUCCACUCUUUACUUCACGGCCGCUCCUUGAUGCAUUUGGAGUAUCGUGAUUUCAGAAAGUUGAUGUCUGUCGCUGAUUCAAUCUGGGCCAUCUGGGAUGAUAACUUAAAGGAGUUCACUAAUGUUGCUCGAGAAGUAACACGUCGAAGAAACGAGAAGUUCAUGCCUAUUAAAAUCAUUGGCAAGCAUGCGGAGCUUCAAGCACGUCUAAAGUAUGUGAGCACCUUCAGAGAUAACCACGAGCAAUUGCAGCGAACAAUAGUCAACGUUUUGGCACCCAAAGCCGGCGAAGAUGUACCAGACGGUGCAGCCAAUGGUAUAGUAUUAGUCGAGGAGGUGGGCGACGUUGAUGCUGUCGAGGAAAUUAAGCAAGCCUGGGCUGCAUUGAACAAUGUAGACAUGCUCGAUGUCUCUCUGGAAGGUACACAGUUAUGGAUUGAGGCCGAGGGUACAUAUAAUGAGCGAACAUCGCGUGUUGAGAACUCCAUCAUUGCCCGAUUACGAGAUCGAUUAGCCACUGCCAAGACAGCAAGUGAAAUGUUUCGUGUCUUUUCCAAGUUUAAUGCUCUGUUUGUUCGACCAAAGAUCCGUGGAGCUAUUACUGAAUAUCAAACACAACUUAUUGACAACGUCAAACAUGAUAUAUCCUCCUUGCAUGAGCGGUUUAAGCAGCAGUAUGGCCACUCCGAAGCUCACGCUAUGGCGCAGCUGAGAGACUUACCUCCGGUUUCGGGGGCGAUCAUUUGGGCUCGUCAAAUUGAGAAACAACUCAACGGAUACAUGAAAAAAGUCGAGGACGUACUUGGUACCGAUUGGGCACUUCAUGCUGAAGGACAAAAGCUUCUCAGUGAUAGUAAUCUUUUCCGGAACAAGUUGGACACUCGGCCCAUUUUUGAAGCCUGGCUCCAUGAUGUGCAGCGGAAGCACGUUACCAUCUCUGGCAGGCUUUUCAACAUAAACAAGAUCCGUGCAGCAAACAAUGCUUUAGAGUUAGCCGUCAAUUUCGACCAUCAGGUUAUCGCACUGUUUAAAGAAACACGGAACUUACUGUGGUUGAACUACCCUGUUCCUCAUCAGAUCAACAAUAUAUCAAAGGACGCAAAGCGUGUAUAUCCUUACGCCGUCAGUCUAAUGGAAACUGUUCGGACGUUCACACAAACCAGCCGGCAAAUAGCUGAAAUGGCUGAUGUUCAAAUACUUCUAAGCGGAUAUCAGAACGAAGUUCAAGCCUUGAUUGCUCGUGGUGUUUCUUUGAAAUGGGAGUCAUUCGUGCACUCAUACGAUAUCCAUAUUAAACCCACGUACACGAAGGGCUCAAUUGAACCUGCUAUUGCCAAUCGGACUGAGAGUAAGCAUGUGCAGUUCGUACGUGAAAUUGCUGCAUCAGUCGCCUUAUUGCAAAGCAAGACGGAGACACUCGCUUCUAUAAAUGCGACAAUCCAAAAGACCUUAGCAGAGCUAGAUAAGUGUCCAUAUGAGAUAGCUGCAUUCCAGGCCCGUUUGGAAACGAUCCAGAUGGCAGUUGAUCAAUUAAACCUCGAGAAUUAUGUCAACUUGCCCUACUGGGUCAGAGAAAUGAACGAUCGUAUCAAGGUCACUCUUCUGAGGCGUCUACAACAGGCAAUAGAAGUGUGGAUUGAUGUUUUUGAAAAUGAACGAUCUGAUGGCGUUAAUGAUGAUAGUCGCAGAAAACACUUCAGUAUAUUGACAGAGUCUCCGCCUGAGAACAAACCUUCUAUGAAACGCCUAGUUCAUGAGAUAUCCAUGCGAAAUCAAGUCAUCUAUUUGGAUCCGCCUUUAGAAUAUGCCAGAGCCAGCUGGUUUUCUCAAUUACAUGAGUGGCUUGGAGUCGUAUGCCAUCUUCGCAAGAUCAAAGCUUCUCGAUAUGUCAUGACCCUAGGAACUACUAACGACCCGGAAGAGCUGUUUACCGACCUCCCACGAGACUGCGCGGAUGAACUUCUUAGAGCGUACACUUGCGUUGAAGCAAAACUGCACGAUAUUAGCCUCUACGUUGACAAAUGGCUACAAUUCCAAUCACUAUGGGAUCUGCAGUCCGAUCUCGUGUAUGAAACCUUGGGUGAACAACUAUCAAAGUGGCUCCAGCUUUUGCAAGAGAUCAGAAAGACUCGCUCUACUUUCGACACAACUGAAGUGAGUCGAUCGUUUGGACACCUGACCAUUGACUACGACCAAGUCCAAACAAAGGUCAAUGCCAAGUAUGACCAGUGGCAACAUGAAAUCCUGAUCAAAUUUGGGAGUCGUCUUGGAAAUCGUGUUCGUGAAGUUUAUGCUGAGUUUGAAAAAGCAAGACGUGAUCUUGAAGUGCAGUCCUUGGAAGCAUCUACGGCGCAAGCUGUUCAAUUCAUCACCAUCGUGCAGACUUGCAAGCGGAAGGUAAAAGCAUGGGGCCCAGAGGUCGAAACUUUCAGGCAAGGACAAACGACACUUGUUCGACAAAGAUAUCAAUUUCCUGUGGACUGGUUGGGAGUUGAGCAAAUUGACUCGGAAUGGACUUCACUUAAUGAAAUCCUAGCUCGGAAGGCUAAAAUUGUGGAGGACCAGACUGACGCGUUACGUGCCAAGAUCACUGCAGAAGACCGGGUUGUGGGAGAUAAGAUCGCAGAGAUCACUAGCCAGUGGAACGAAGAAAAACCUGUUUCUGGUACUAUUGCCCCAGAUGUGGCGUCCGCAACUCUCACAUCUUUCGAAAGCCGCAUUACAAAGUUGCACGAGGAGUCGGAGAUGGUUGGUCGUGCAAAAGAGGCUUUAGACCUUCCAGCAACUGCAGAUACAGCGCUUGUGGCUAUUCUUGAAGAAGUUCAAGACUUCAAGUCUGUGUGGGCUGCUUUGUCCACGAUAUGGAAAAGCCUCAACGACCUCCGCGAUAUGCUAUGGACUAGCGUUCAACCCCGGAAAUUACGCUCUGCGAUUGAUGGCCUCAUCAAGAUGACCAAAGAAAUGCCUAGUCGAAUGAGACAAUAUGCUGCAUUUGAGCACAUCCAAAAUGUCCUCAGACAGUUCUUGAAAGUUAAUCCCGUGGUCACAGAUCUGAAGUCUGAGGCUGUAAGAGACCGUCAUUGGAACAAGAUCUUCAAGAAUUUGAAGCCCGGAAAGCGCUAUUCUCCUAUAUCUAUGACACUUGGAGAUGUGUGGGAUCUCAAUCUUUUCUCCACCGAGAAGAUUAUUCGGGAUAUCAUUGCACAAGCCCAAGGUGAAAUGGCUUUGGAGGAGUUUUUGAAGCAGGUUCGCGAGGAUUGGUCCAACUACUCACUUGAUCUUGUGAACUACCAGAACAAGUGCCGCCUUAUUCGUGGUUGGGAUGAUUUGUUCGCAAAAUGCAGCGAAAAUCUGAACUCUCUACAGGCAAUGAAGAACUCACCUUAUUACAAGGAAUUUGAGGAAGAAGCUGCGUCGUGGGAAGAUAAACUCAAUCGCGUACACGUACUUUUCGACGUCUGGAUUGAUGUCCAGCGCCAAUGGGUUUACCUCGAAGGCGUUUUCACUGGGAAUGCAGAUAUCAAGCAUCUCCUACCAAUCGAGUCAUCAAGAUUUCAAAACAUCAACUCCGAAUUCUUCGCAGUAAUGAAAAAGGUCUAUAAACAGCCGUUUGUGUUGGAUGUGCUCAACAUAUCAGGUGUUCAAAAAUCAUUAGAACGUCUCGCCGAGCUUCUUAACAAGAUCCAGAAAGCUCUUGGUGAGUACCUUGAGAGAGAGCGUGUGUCGUUUCCAAGAUUUUAUUUCGUCGGUGAUGAGGAUCUCCUUGAAAUCAUCGGUAAUAGCAACGAUACACUGCGCAUCGCCAAACACUUCAAGAAAAUGUUUGCCGGCUUAUCUGGUCUAAUUAUGGAUGAAGAACAUGUUAUUUCAGGAUUUACUUCAAAAGAGGGUGAAGAGGUUCGACUCAAGAAGGAGAUCUCUUUAAUCAAGACUCCAAAAAUUAAUGAUUGGUUAACACUGCUUGAAAACAGCAUGAAGUCAACUCUCGCCGAACUGCUUGCUGAUGCUGUCGAGCAAUACGAAGCAAUAUUCACUGCUGAUGAUGUGGACCAAGAAGCUCUAAACCAAUACAUUUCUGCGUUUCCAAGUCAGAUAGUUGUAUUGGGUACACAAGCUGUUUGGACUUCAUGUGUAGAGAAGGCUCUUGAAAAUGAAGGCGCUGACCUACAAAAGUUGUUCGAGCAGGAAGUCAAAGUACUUCGCCUCCUUGCAUCUACUGUUCUAGGCGAUCUCGACCCAAUUCAGAGAAAACGAUGCGAACAUCUCAUCACUGAGUGUGUCCACCAACGAGACGUCAUUGAAAAGUUACGUAACCUCAAUGCAAGCACACCUAAUCAUUACAUGUGGCUUCUGCAAAUGAGAUAUGUCUACAAACCAGAGGGCGACUUUCUGCAACGUCUUUACAUCAAAAUGGCGAACGCGAAGCUCAACUAUGGUUUUGAAUAUCUGGGUGUAGCAGAGCGUCUUGUUCGAACUCCAUUGACGGAUCGAUGUUUUUUGACGCUUACGCAAGCUCUUUGCCAACGCCUUGGUGGCUCACCUUAUGGUCCAGCAGGUACAGGUAAGACCGAGUCCGUGAAAGCUCUGGGUGUUCAGUUAGGUCGUUUUACACUAGUGUUCUGUUGCGACGACACUUUCGACUUCCAGGCCAUGGGCCGCAUCUUCCUUGGUCUUUGCCAGGUUGGUGCUUGGGGUUGUUUUGAUGAAUUUAAUCGACUUGAGGAGCGUAUCUUAUCUGCUGUUUCCCAACAAGUUCAGAAUAUCCAACUCGGUUUGAAACAAGGCGUGGAGGACGAGAAGGCUCAAAUUGAAUUGGUUGGUAGACAAUUGCAUGUGGACGCCAACACUGGACUUUUUAUCACGAUGAAUCCAGGUUAUGCUGGUAGAUCAAACUUGCCAGACAAUUUGAAGAAAUUGUUCCGAAGUGUUGCCAUGUCCAAGCCCGACAAAGAGCUUAUCGCUGAAGUCAUGUUGUACUCACAAGGAUUCAAUCAAGCUAAACAGCUUGCCAAGCAGACUGUACCGUUUUUUGAUAGCUGUGCUGCGCGACUCUCCAAGCAAGCUCACUAUGACUUUGGUCUGCGUGCCUUAAAGAGUGUGCUUGUCAGCUCUGGUGGGCUCAAACGUGCUCGUUUAACCAAUUCCGACGGCAACCUCGGACCAGAGGAGGAGGUGGAACCACAAAUUAUUGUCCAGAGUCUUCGCGAGACAAUUGCCCCCAAAUUAAUCAAGAGCGACGUAGAGAUCAUGAGAGCCAUCGAAGAAGAGUCAUUCCCCGGCGUUGAAUACGUUCCCGCUAGCUUGAACGACCUUCAGAAUGCUGUCAAGAACCUCGCAAAGGAAAAGAACUUGGUAGUCAACGAUACCUGGAUGACCAAAAUCCUUCAGCUUUACCAGAUUCAAGGUAUUCAUCAUGGUGUGAUGAUGGUCGGAAAUUCUGGUUCUGGAAAAUCGGUGGCUUGGAAGAUCCUUCUACAAGCUCUACAGCAGGUUGAGGGCGUCGAAGGUGUAUGCCAUAUUAUAGAUUCGAAAGUCAUGUCAAAAGAAGCACUCUACGGUAAUCUCGACUCAACUACUCGUGAAUGGACCGAUGGUCUAUUUACAAGCAUUCUCCGAAAGAUCGUGGAUAAUUUACGUGGCGAGGAGUCAAAGAGACAUUGGAUUGUGUUUGAUGGUGAUGUAGAUCCCGAAUGGGUCGAGAACUUGAACAGUGUUCUGGAUGAUAACAAACUCCUCACCUUACCAAAUGGUGAACGUCUCAAUCUUCCUGGAAACGUGAGGAUCAUGUUCGAAGUUGAAACUUUGAAGUACGCUACGCUGGCAACUGUGAGUCGUUGUGGUAUGGUCUGGUUUAGUGAGGAUACUGUCACUCCCAACAUGAUGGUUACCAACUAUUUGGAAAGUUUGAGGUCCACUGCGUUCGAAGAUCUAGAUGAGGAUGCCGUUGCAACAGGACAAAGUGCUGCCCAAGCGUUGGAGAUUCAAUCUCAUGUGGCGGACCUUCUUCAAACUUUCCUUACCACAGAAGAUUUCAUCAUUAGCGCCUUAGAGCGUGCCGAAGGAUUCAAUCACAUUAUGGACUACACUAUCGCUCGUGUAUUAAAUACGCUUUUCUCGCUCCUGAACAAGGCCGUACGAGACAUCAUCGAGUAUAAUUCUCAACAUGUUGACUUCCCACUUGACCCAGAUCAAGUCGAGUCCUUCAUCGCCAAAAAGCUCCUCCUCGCGCUUGUUUGGUCGUUGACUGGUGAUUGUCCAUUGGGAGAUCGUAAGAGCUUCGGAGAUUGUCUCGCUGGACUGGCCACCUUUGGAAACCCCAUAUUGGGCGAUAAUUCUUCUCUCAUCGAUUUUGAUGUGACCCUACCCCAAGCUGAGUGGUCUUCAUGGCAAAACCAAGUACCCAGUAUUGAAGUUAACACGCACUCCAUCACGCAAACUGAUGUGGUUAUUCCUACGCUCGACACUGUGCGUCACGAAGACGUACUGUACUCCUGGCUGGCAGAGCACAAGCCCUUACUACUGUGCGGUCCUCCUGGUUCCGGAAAGACGAUGACUCUCUUUAGUGCUCUACGCAAACUUCCUAACAUGGAAGUAGUUGGUCUGAAUUUCUCUAGUGCGACCACACCAGAUCUACUGAUUAAGACAUUUGAGCAAUAUUGUGAGUAUAAGAAAACUGUAAACGGUGUCAUGCUCUCGCCCACUCAAAUUGGCCGUUGGCUUGUGCUUUUCUGUGACGAAAUCAAUUUGCCAGCCCCAGAUAAGUAUGGUACACAGAGAGCCAUUUCCUUCUUGCGUCAGCUAGUGGAGCAAAACGGAUUCUGGCGCACGUCCGAUAAGAGCUGGGUUACGCUUGAUCGCAUUCAAUUUGUGGGUGCCUGCAACCCUCCAACGGAUGCUGGUCGAACACCUAUGGGAGCCCGAUUCUUACGGCACGCUCCACUCAUCAUGGUUGAUUAUCCAGGAGAGCUAUCUCUCCAACAGAUUUACGGCACUUUCAAUAACGCUAUUCUCAAGAUUAUUCCCGCCUUGAGAGGCUACUCUGAAGCAUUGACGAAAGCUAUGGUCAGAUUUUACACUGAAUCGCAGCAACGCUUCACUCCUAAAAUUCAACCCCAUUACGUUUACAGUCCUCGUGAGCUUACCCGAUGGGUUCGUGGUAUCUAUGAAGCCAUUCGACCACUCGAGACACUCAGUAUUGAAGGUCUGGUAAGGAUCUGGGCUCAUGAAGCUCUGAGAUUAUUUCAAGAUCGUCUCGUGGCUGAAGAUGAGCGUAAAUGGACUGAUGAUGCCGUGCACCGCAUUGCAACCGACUUUUUUCCUACCAUCGAUGAAGACAAAGCUCUUGGCGGACCAAUUCUUUUCUCCAACUGGCUCUCCAAGAACUAUGUUCCAGUCGACAGGGAGCAAUUGAGAGAUUUCGUCAAGGCUCGUUUGAAGACUUUCUGUGAAGAAGAAGUCGACGUUCCACUUAUUCUAUUCAAUGAUGUUCUAGAGCACGUGCUACGUAUCGAUCGCGUAUUCAGACAACCGCAAGGUCAUCUGAUACUUAUUGGAGUCAGUGGAAGUGGUAAAACAACGUUGUCUCGAUUUGUUGCCUGGAUGAAUGGUCUCAGAGUAUUCCAAAUCAAGGUUCAUGGUAAAUAUUCUGCUGAGGACUUUGAUGACGAUCUACGUGAUGUCCUACGCCGAUGUGGCUGUAAGGGGGAGAAGGUUUGUUUCAUUAUGGACGAAUCAAAUGUUCUCGACUCUGGAUUCUUGGAGAGAAUGAACACUCUCUUGGCGAAUGCCGAAGUCCCUGGUCUCUUCGAAGGUGACGAAUUUGCAUCAUUAAUGACAGCCUGCAAAGAAGGUGCUCAACGUCAAGGACUCCUGUUGGAUUCACAGGAAGAACUCUACAAAUGGUUCACUGGACAAAUUGUGAAGAAUCUGCAUGUCGUCUUCACCAUGAACCCUCCUGAAGAUGGCUUGUCUUCCAAGGCUGCAACUAGUCCUGCGCUUUUCAACCGUUGCGUACUGAAUUGGUUCGGAGAUUGGUCUGAUCAAGCAUUGUUCCAAGUAGGCACGGAGUUAACUCAAUCUGUUGACCUUGAUCGACCAAACUUCACUGCACCUGACAGCAUCCCUGUGGCAUAUCGAGACCUCAGCCUGCCAGCAAACCAUAGGGAGACGAUAAUCAAUUCAAUGGUAUACAUUCAUUACUCACUACAACGCUUCAACGUCAAAUUGUUGAAGCAGCAAGGCAAAAUAACAUUCCUCACACCUAGACACUUCUUGGACUUCGUGGCCCAAUACGUCAAGCUGUACACGGAGAAACGAGACGAUCUCGAGGAACAGCAAAGACAUUUGAACGUCGGCUUAGAAAAGCUUAGAGAUACCGUCGACAAAGUACGUGAUCUUAGGGUCAGCUUGGCAGAUAAGAAAGGUCAAUUGGAGCGUAAGGAUGCAGAAGCCAACGAAAAGCUGCAGCGCAUGGUAGCAGAUCAAAGGGAGGCCGAACAACGCAAAACCACUUCACUCGAAAUUCAAGCUGCUCUUGAAAUACAGGAGAAAGUAGUCGCAGAACGUCGCGAGAUUGUACUCAGCGAUUUGGCCAACGCCGAGCCCGCUGUUAUCGAGGCCCAAAAGAGUGUCAGUAACAUCAAGCGACAACAUUUGACUGAAGUUCGUUCUAUGGGUAAUCCCCCUCAGGGUGUCAAACUUGCUCUAGACUCAGUCUGUACGCUCCUUGGUCAUAAGAUUGAAAGCUGGAAGACAGUACAGGGUAUUAUUAGGAAAGAUGAUUUUAUUGCAAGUAUUGUUAAUUAUGACAAUGAGAGGCAGAUGACAAAGAAUCUUCGUAUAAAGAUGCGCAACGAGUUCCUUUCAAACGAUGACUUUACUUAUGAAAAGGUCAAUCGUGCCAGUAAAGCUUGCGGACCGCUUGUUCAAUGGGUUCAGGCUCAAGUCAACUACUCUGAGAUUCUCGACCGCGUAGGGCCGUUGAGAGAAGAGGUUGGGCUGCUCGAGGAGCAAGCUCUACAAACUAAAGCCGAGGCCCAAGCCGUGGAGAACACCAUCAAUACAUUGGAACAAAGUAUUGCAACUUACAAGACAGAAUACGCAGCUCUCAUCAGUGAGACACAGGCUAUCAAGUCUGAAAUGUCAAAGGUUCAAUUUAAGGUCGAUCGUAGUGUUCGACUUCUCGACAGUCUAUCCUCUGAAAGAACACGUUGGGAAGAAGGAAGCAAAUCGUUCGAGACACAAAUUAGCACACUAGUGGGUGAUGUCCUUGUUGCGGCCGCUUUCCUUGCAUACAGUGGUCUCUAUGAUCAACAAUACCGAAAGAAUAUGAUGGAAGAUUGGCUACAUCAACUCCAUUUGUCCGGAGUCAAUUAUAAGCAACAUAAUCCAGUCACGGAAUAUCUCUCAAGUGCCGAUGAGCGACUGGGAUGGCAACAAGAUACUCUGCCAGUGGACGAUCUUUGCACCGAAAACGCAAUCAUAUUGAAACGAUUCAACAGAUACCCAUUGAUUAUUGAUCCUUCUGGUCGCGCGACGGAAUUCUUACAAAAGCAGAGCAAGGAAAGAAAGCUUACAGUCACGAGUUUCUUGGAUGAUUCCUUCACCAAGCAACUAGAAAGUUCUCUUCGUUUCGGAAAUCCAAUUCUUAUCCAAGACGCCGAAUACCUGGACCCGAUCCUUAACCACGUUCUCAACAAAGAGUAUCAAAAGACUGGUGGCCGUGUUCUCAUCCAGCUCGGUAAACAGGAAAUUGACUUUUCACCCGCAUUCAAGAUAUACCUUUCCACUAGAGAUCCAUCUGCAACAUUCGCACCGGACAUUUGCAGUCGCACAACAUUUGUCAACUUCACAGUCACGCAGAGCAGUUUGCAAACACAGUCACUUAAUGACGUUCUCAAAUCUGAGCGACCUGACGUGGACGAGAGGCGUUCAAACCUCAUCAAACUACAGGGCGAAUUCAAGGUACAUCUUAGACAGCUCGAGAAACGCUUGUUACAAGCUUUGAAUGAAUCACGUGGUAACAUUCUUGAUGAUGACAACGUCAUUGAAACUCUAGAGACUUUAAAGAAAGAAGCUGCAGAGAUCUCGGUGAAGAUGGGUAACACUGAAGGUGUAAUGGCCGAGGUGGACGAAAUUACCUUACAGUACAACAUCAUCGCACGCUCUUGCAGUGCCAUUUUCGCCGUUCUUGAACAAUUACACUAUCUUAACCAUUUCUAUCAAUUCUCUCUACAAUACUUCCUCGACAUAUUCCAUUCUGUGCUGAAGGGCAAUAAGCGACUAGAGUCAGAGACAAACCACGAUAGACGCCGCGAUAUUAUCGUUGAAGAUUUGUUCGUCACCGCCUACCAACGUACAUCCCUUGGAUUGCUACAGAAAGAUAAGAUAACUUUAGCAAUGCUUCUCGCUCAAGCAGCUCCAUAUAAGAUGGACAAGAGCCUUAUUGAUGUUAUUCUGGAUGAAAGUGUGGUGGGCACCGAUCUAUCUACGGAUGGUGAUAAGAAGGAUGAAGUCAUGAGCAAUGCGGUCAAACUUGUCGCAUUCACGGGCAAACUUGAGGGCGUUUCCUCUGAAUCUUGGGAUCGCUUCUUAUCCGAAGAGUUGGCAGAGAACUUUGUUCCUGAAGUCUGGGAUAAUACUGUUGAGAAGAGAGACCGAGAGCUUAUUUCCUUGCUGCUUAUCAAACUUUUCCGUCUAGAUCGAUUUGUUCCUGCCGCUGAACGAUUUGUCACUGCAGUAUUUGGCUCGAGUCUUCUCGAUGUCACUGAAGACCUAAAGCAAAUUGUUGAACAAGUAUCUGCAAGCCGCCCUGUAGCGCUCUGCUCGAGCCCUGGUUUCGAUGCAAGUUAUAAAGUCGAGAACCUCGUGGAACAAUCACGAGCCGCAUGUACCAAUAUUGCUAUGGGUUCGAAUGAAGGAUUGGCGACUGCGGAUAAGGCGAUUAGUAAUGCAGCUGCCACCGGGUCCUGGGUCCUUGUCAAGAACGUUCAUUUGGCACCGACCUGGCUACAAAGUCUGGAAAAACGUAUGGAUUCGCUCAAACCUCAUGCAAACUUUAGAUUGUUUUUGUCAAUGGAAUCUAGUCCUAAGAUUCCUGUCAAUUUGUUGCGAGCAUCCAGAGUGUUGAUGUACGAGCAACCAGCUGGUGUGAGAGCCAACAUGAAGGAUUCCAUGGCAUCGCUCUCUACCAGAGGUACCAAGACUCCUGUAGAGAGAACUAGAUUGUAUCUUCUCUUAUCUUUCUUGCAUGCUGUUGUACAAGAACGUUUACGAUACGCUCCCACCCUUGGAUGGAAGGGUUUCUGGGAGUUCAAUGAUAGUGAUUAUGAAUGCUCUGCGUACAUCAUUGACACUUGGGUGGAAACGGUAGCUGCGGGACGGUCGAACGUAGCUCCACAAAACCUCCCUUGGGAUAUGCUUCGUACACUGAUCGUUGAGACAUACGGUGGUAAAAUUGACGACGAAGAAGAUUUCGCCCGUCUUACACAACUCGUUCACUCCUUCAUGACUCCAGCCGCCUACGACAUCGGUCAUAAAUUGGUCGAAGGUAUUGCAGGUGAUGAGUCCGAAACUGGAAGCUUGGUCGUGCCAAGCGGAACAACAAUGAAGGAUUUCACGGACUGGGUUAAGAAGUUGCCCGAGCGUGAACCACCUACCUACUUGGGUCUACCAGCUAAUGCGGAGAAAUUGUUGUUGGUGGGACAGGGUCGUAGCAUGAUACAAAAUCUAGGCAAGAUUACUGAAAUAUUGGAUGAGGGUGAACAGAUCAUGGCGGAAGCUGCUUGA
Sclerotinia borealis F-4128 is the source of this 13032-nucleotide messenger RNA. NCBI's taxonomy places the organism in Eukaryota, Fungi, Ascomycota, Leotiomycetes, Helotiales, Sclerotiniaceae. The record is from the annotation of a GenBank genome assembly.